CCUGCCUCUUUGCUAAUGAGAGGGAGAAUGGGGACCCAGGGCAGCCCUGUGAAGAGCUAUGAUUAUCUGCUCAAAUUUCUGCUGGUAGGAGACAGUGAUGUUGGAAAAGGAGAAAUCCUGGAGAGUCUUCAAGAUGGAGCUUCUGAAUCCCCCUAUGCCUACAGCAAUGGGAUAGACUAUAAAACGACUACAAUUUUACUGGAUGGAAGACGGGUCAAGCUGGAACUUUGGGAUACAUCUGGUCAGGGGAGGUUUUGUACUAUUUUCAGAUCCUACUCCAGAGGUGCUCAGGGAAUUCUUCUAGUGUAUGAUAUCACAAACCGCUGGUCCUUUGAUGGCAUAGACAGAUGGAUAAAGGAAAUCGAUGAGCAUGCUCCUGGUGUUCCCCGAAUUUUAGUGGGAAAUAGGCUCCACCUGGCCUUCAAGCGGCAGGUACCAACUGAGCAAGCCCGCUCCUAUGCUGAGAAGAACUGCAUGACAUUCUUUGAGGUCAGCCCACUGUGUAAUUUUAAUGUGAUUGAGUCCUUCACAGAACUGUCCAGGAUUGUUCUCAUGCGACAUGGCAUGGAGAAGAUCUGGAGGCCCAAUAGAGUCUUCAGUUUACAGGACCUCUGUUGUCGUGCAAUUGUCUCCUGUACCCCAGUCCAUCUUAUUGACAAGCUUCCGCUGCCUGUCACCAUCAAAAGUCACCUGAAAUCUUUCUCCAUGGCCAAUGGCAUGAAUGCAGUGAUGAUGCAUGGACGCUCAUAUUCCCUAGCUAGCAGCGGGGGUGGGAGCAGCAGCAAAGGCAAUAGCCUGAAGAGGUCUAAAUCUAUCCGUCCUCCACAGAGCCCCCCACAGAACUGCUCACGCAGCAACUGCAAGAUCUCUUAGCAAAAUGAAGAACUCAGUGAGCAUAAAGACACCCACACCCACCCACCCAUGUACAAAUGUUUGCACAUUCAACUCUCUUAAAAGAAAAAAGAAAAAAAUGGAUCCCACUGUUAUUCCUUGGUUAAUCUCUUGCCAGGGUAUUUCACUUAGGGAAUGUUCCUGAUGGUGUGCUUGGAGUCUUGGGUUGGCUGAAUCUCAUGACACUGGCAGGGAAGUCUUGGACGCUACACCCUACCCAGAAAGCUUUGGGAUUGCCUCUUCACUUAGAGAAAGAGAGGUUGGGAAAAAAUAUGAUUGCCGGGAGGGAAAAUAAUUUAGCUAGUCUCAAAAGGAAUGGAAUAGUGGAGACUAGAGAGCUAAAGGGUGUGGUGAGGGGAACCUGUGCUGCCGCAUGAACCCAUAAACUCAUAAAUGAAUUGCCGGUGCUAUAGAGGUCCUUGAUUUAAAAAAAAAAAAAAGACUGAAAGGGUUUGGGGGUAUGGCAAUUUUGCGGUGGAUCAUACUGCUAUUGCCAAAAAAACAAACAAACAAAAAAGCUCUUGCGGAGCUGGCUGUUAAGGAUUUUAAAGGAAGCUUUGCCUGCCUUUUUCACUUAUUUAUAUAGAAGUAUAUAUAAUAUCUCACUUUUUUGGGUAAAUUUUUAAAAAGCAGUCAGGGAAACCUUUAUCAGCCAUGUGAUAAAGCGUUGCACUCAUUACUAGUGCAUCUGCUAAGGGAAUGAAAACACUUUAAGGAAAGCUAUGAACUGAUACAGGUGUUUUGCAGUGGCAAGUAUUUUUGAUGUUUGAGUACUCUUUCCACAAAGGUAAUAAGGAAUUUACUGUUAAAGCUUGAAAUGUUCUUUCUUUGAAUACACUUCACCCCAAGGGGAAAACAGGAAGAAUGUUGUGGAUUAGAUGAAGACGCCGAUAGGAAGAGGGAGGGGGAAUGCUGACUGGGAGUUUUCUUUGCUUUGCACAUCCUUUGCCUGCUUUUUGGUAGCUAUGCUGGACACAUCUGGACUAAUUUGUUCCUGUGGGUCUCCUCACCUCUGUCAUACAGUAUUGGGUAAUGCAAGCAUGGUAAGAGAAUAAAAGCACAGUUACUUGAAGCUGUCCUUUCUGGAAGGUGUGCACUUAGAGAAGCACAGGGCUCAGUCUGGAGUCAUUUUGGAUUUCAUCUGUUUACAGUUUUCCCUAUCCCAUUGACUCUACUCUGUCCUUUCAGUUUUCACCCAUCAUGUGUCAUUCCUUGCUUCUGAAGGUAUGAAAGCUUCAGCAGGCCUCCAAAUCAAAAGGUUUCACAGUGAGAAAAAAUCUGGGGGGUUACUCCAAUGUACCUUUCACACUUUUCCUCAUAUGCUCCCAUGACCUCGUGUGUUUUGUUUUGUUUUGUUUAUUUGCUACAGAAAUGUGCUGCUUCAAACUGGCCAUGGAAAUCAUUCCCUCUUUAUAUGUAAUGUUGUCUUCAUAUUUGUUGCUUGAUAGAUGAAAUAUGUGCCAGAAUGAAAAGUCCUAAGCUAUUCACAAGUUGUUAAAUACUUGAUUAAGGGAAGCCUAGGAGUAGUAGAGCUACUUUUAUGCUUAGUCUUUUGCAGAGAUAGUGAAUCCAUGAUUCUGGAUUCUUGGACUCCAUCUGACAUAGAGACAUAGACACUGUCCAUCUUUGUGACUGUAAAUGUGCUUGCCACACAUUCUUCUUUGUAAAUUAUGCAUAAAAUUGACUCAGUUUUUUCCAACAGCUUCAGCAUACUAAUCUAAUAUUUUUAUCACUCCUUUUCCCUAAAAAAAAAAAACUUGCUUUUCUCUGCUGCUGAUCAGAAACAAUAGAAUAAGCUUAACAACCAUCUGAAACUGUUCUAAAUCAGCGAAUUGUGUAGUAGUACUCAAGUGUAUACAAGGCUCUGGGCGCUGGUUUACAGGCAAGUUAAAUUUGUUUUCUUUGUAAUCUGGUGCAUUGUGAACAAAGAGCAUCCAUUUUCAACACUUAAAAGAUCUGUCAUCAACUCUUAGAUUCUCUGGAGUCCAUUUGGGAGAUAAAUAUUACAUCAUCAUAGAAAUAGCCUCUUUUGUUUGGUACAUGAGGACCACUGAAGAUGCCUUCUAAGAACUAAUUGCAUGUCCCAGUCACCAAAAGACUGGUGACCACAAAAACAACAAACCAAACCCAUCCUAUUGUGUUUUGACACUCACUGCCCUCAGCUUGUGAUUGAUUCUUGUACUCUUCCCAUUGCUCUUCUUAUGCCUUUCCCACUGAGUUCUGUCUCAUCUACAUCUGUGCCUGCGGGGGGUGUUGGGCUUAAGUCACAUCGGUGCUGUAUUCUACCUCUUCCUGUCUCAACUUCCCAACUCAGUGUUGGUGUGGCCACACACGGCAGCUGCUCCUUCCUUUCCAAGAGCAUAGACUGCCCUCAGCAACCACAGCAACCAGCUGGUGGUAGCUGGCCAGAAACCUCCUUCAGUGUACUAGUUGUAUCUUCAUCUCCUUUACCUUUCUCCAAAGACUCCAUAACAAAUCGCAAACAUGAAUUUCCCAAAUCAAGUCCCACUGCUUUAUAGAAAUCUAUGGAAUUCAUGGACAGAAUAAAUAGGCCUAACCUCUAUGGGCAAAUGGCUUUUUACUAAGCCUUCCUAGGAAAUAAAGGCUAUCAAUGUUUAAGAACCCCAUAGCCAUCAACUCACUCAAAUUCAGUGGAGCAGAAGACAAUCAUCAUCUUCAGAACCGAACAUUGAGGGAAGCAUGGGCUGAUGAAUGAAUUGGGAUAGUCAUGGGAGCUGAUUGUUCUUGGAUUUGGGGAGCCUUUUCUGGAACAUUCUCUCACUGCCUCUUGGGGAAUUCUGAGUCCUUAUCAUCCUAUGAUUUUGGGGAACACCCAUCCACUAACUGAUUGCAGUUUUCUAUGUGAGGACAGGGAUUGGGUUUCUUGCCUUUAUAGCAGCAGAAGGAAAUGAGAUGAUGGUUAAGGAUCAUUAUGACCUCUUUCUCUCAUUUCUGACGCUCUCCCUAGCUUUUCUAUGCUACAAGUCAAACCUGGAAGAUCCUGCAGACGUCUAAAUAAAAUGGAAUCUAUUUUCUUUGAAAAUCUGAAACAGAAUCAAAUUGACCUAGGGAUUGGGAGUGGGGUGGCGUGGGGAGAAAGGGAUUGAGGAAUGGUUUUGACAUUUAUGAUAUCAACACUAUUCUUAGCUGCUGUUUUGACACUUGUACCAUUCCUGUGUUCUAUUUGACUUUAUUUCUUUGUACAGUAAAUGUAAUUCAACUGUGAUAUACAUGUUUUGUUUUAUAUAAAUUAAAGUCUCCUUGUUUUUAAACAACUAAGAA
Antechinus flavipes (yellow-footed antechinus) is the source of this 4173-nucleotide messenger RNA. It is a transcript of the gene RAB40C, whose product is annotated as RAB40C, member RAS oncogene family. Gene Ontology annotation, biological process: protein localization to plasma membrane; intracellular signal transduction. The transcript has 6 exons. Gene Ontology annotation, molecular function: GTPase activity; GTP binding. The record is from RefSeq and is a predicted model, not a curated record. Bases 16 to 873 code for a protein of 285 amino acids. Lineage: Eukaryota; Metazoa; Chordata; Mammalia; Dasyuromorphia; Dasyuridae. Gene Ontology annotation, cellular component: synaptic vesicle; plasma membrane; endosome.